This is a messenger RNA of Neohortaea acidophila, 468 nucleotides long. RefSeq lists its product as uncharacterized. The coding region runs from base 48 to 356 and encodes 102 amino acids. Lineage: Eukaryota; Fungi; Ascomycota; Dothideomycetes; Mycosphaerellales; Teratosphaeriaceae. The transcript has a single exon. The record is from RefSeq and is a predicted model, not a curated record.
CAUCGACUGGCAUUUGCCGUAAUUGGGACAAGCGGCUGCUUUGUCGUAUGAACAUACACCUCGGGUGCCGUCGUGGCUCAUCGCUGCUGGCGACCAUUGGAAAGCGUCAUGCUGAGUUACAUGUCCAGCACCGGACGCGGAGACUUGAAGAUGAUUCAGUGGCCACGCGACAUAAUCAUCAAGUGUUCAACAAAAUAUUUCAUUCGCGAAAUCAUAAGGCAUUGAGUCUUGAGGAACAGAGAGCAAUGAUCGGUCAAUAUUUCGCUGCGGCCAUUUCUGUCUUCCCCGAAUCACAACCCGCGUGCGAUGGCGUGCAGCCACGUUCACACCACACAGUACACGAACGAGGCUCUUGAGACGAUCCGGAACCGUCCAAUGAAAUGGAAUGUCACUCGAUGCAAAGAAGAGCUUCGUCCAGGAACUGUCGCGCUAUAGGUCAGCUUUCCAAGAAGGGAAAGAUGUGGCUAC